AAAAAAUACGGAUAGCAAUCCUCUGUGUCUAGUCGACGUGGAACCAUCGAUCCUCUUGCCUUUUGGCCAAAACCAAACCCGAAAAACAAUUAUCAACCCUCAGAAUGAUAAUUUAUCAAGAAAUUAGUCUAACAAUAUUUCUCCUCUUGUGUACUCAAUCGAUCGCGAACGAAAGAAUUCGAGUACCAUCGCAUCUUCAGGAUGUCAAUUCAUGGAGUUCGAGAUUUUUGCAUUUCAUUCUCUCUGGCAUCACCGAACAGAGAAAUUCUACAAUGCUUGAAAUGUGUUCAAGUUCGCCGACAUUUGCAGAAUCAGUUUUCCAUCGAGUAACCACAGAAAUGCAUAAAUUCUCGGGUGAUAUGGAGGACACGUCGAAUGCGUUAGCUAAUCGUCAGCGAAGUCGAGUAAAUCCACUGAACGAAUUUGUGCAGGACACCCUGUUCGACGAUACCGUUGGGGGAAUGCUUGAAGCAACAGGAGUUAUCAAAUUUGUGUACAAACAAUUUCUUCAGGAAUUACCAACACUAACUAAACAAGACCUGUGUCGUUUGGCAUCUGAGCUACUGUAUAGUGAGAACGGAUUGAGCGCAGAACUCGAUAAGUUGCGGGAUUUUAUGGAACCGACUACGAAGAACUCGCCGUCGACGUUGCAGUUAAUGAUCAGGAGUUUCAAAGAGCCGGCACAGUCGGCAUGUAGCACCGGCCAUUCAUCGAUGGAAUAUUUUCAUUCGAUUUAUAGUGAACUUUUCUCGGCCGAGGUGAAGGCUUUCGUGAUGCAAACCAUGGUCCUUCGUUUUUUAUCUUCCUUCAGUGAUCCUGAAAAGACCUGUGCAGUCAAAUCCAAAAUGGGAAAUAUAGCAUUGGUAGAUUUACAAAAAAAAUUCGAGGACCAUAUCGCGAUAUAUAACAAUGAAUUUAUUCCAAGGAUGAAGAACCUGUCGAGGGAAUUUCAUUCUUGUGAUGAAGGCAAACUUGUAAGAUAUGAAACCUUUUUGGAAUUAGAGGGCCUCUAUCAGGGAAUCCUGCACUUACCCCUUCAUGCAGAUGUUGGGUACCUGGACUAUUCAACGACUCUCUGCGAUGUAGUUGAUACUUAUUCCAACAGUUCAAAAUUGUCAAAAUUUUUUUGCGAUCCCACAACCAAAUUUUGUGUCAUCCCUGAACAUCGCCCCUGUCAUGGACGCACUUGGCAAUGUUCAUCUUAUGCUUGGGCAGAGGCAUGUCGAGAUAGACGAGGGCCACGUCGGUACCGCUGGGUGCGGUUAAACAACGAUGAACGACCAGAAAGUUUUUUUCAGUGUCCUCCCAACGAAAAAAUAUCAUUAUCAUUCUGGAGAUUAAAAAAACCAUGCAUUUGCCAGUGCAUGGACAACACUCUUGGAUCUUUUUCAAUUCAUGUAAUCAAUUUACAACCUGUCAAGUCUGAUGUGGCGAAUAAUAUGAUAAUCACAGGCAUUAAAUUUGUGGUAAAGAAUGGUAUUCUGCAAUUCCAAAUUCAACAAGGUCAAUUGGGUAGGAAUUGGCAAGUUGAUAAUGUAGCAUGGAAACCCAUCAAUGAUAUUGGGGAAAAGGUACGAGCAGCUAGAUCAGGAAUAGAACCAAAAAAAAAAAAAUUCGGAGUUCAAGAAAAUAUAGAUUUCCUAAUUAUCACAAUAGGAGAAAAUCAUGGAAUUAAUUUCGAUGAUUUGCAAGUCCCUUUUGGAUAUGUACUCACUGGAGUCAGAUUUAUCCUGGCCAAUAGGACAUCAGAAAAGCCCCCCCAGAGAGUGGAAAUUGCUUUGAUAGCAUCUGAAUUCGAUCCAGUCUCCGGAAAAUUAUGUACCACAUGCAGAACGAAGACAAUUCGAUCUUCUACCACACAUAACCAAAAAUAUCCACUAAAAAUCGACAUGGGCCCUCGCUUUCCAACAAUUCCUGCUUCUGCUACUAACCAGUAUGUUGUUGUUACAACAUCAACUUUUGAGGACGAUGGAGCUCAAACGACAUUACCCCUCUUCGAUGCUCUACCUCUUGAAACUAAUCCACCAUCACCAGUAGGUGGAUUGGGCCUUUUUCAUAAGGCAGCACCACCUCCAGCUGUGUUUACUGGGUUUAUAUCAUUGAAAUUCUUUUCACUUGAUUAUGCUAAGUACAUGGAAACAGCGAAACUAAAUGUAUCCCAAUAUGAAAUCCCAUAUAACUCUCCUGUUAAUUGAGGAAAAUUUAUAAAUAAAAAAAAUAUCGAAAGGAGUAAAAAUAUUCUCCUCAUUAAAGUGAAAAUAAUCAACA
This is a messenger RNA of Diachasmimorpha longicaudata, 2268 nucleotides long. RefSeq lists its product as uncharacterized. The coding region runs from base 105 to 2195 and encodes 696 amino acids. Lineage: Eukaryota; Metazoa; Arthropoda; Insecta; Hymenoptera; Braconidae. The transcript is spliced from 9 exons. The record is from RefSeq and is a predicted model, not a curated record.